Messenger RNA from Plasmodium malariae, 1389 nucleotides. Its product is annotated as G-protein coupled receptor, putative. Lineage: Eukaryota; Apicomplexa; Aconoidasida; Haemosporida; Plasmodiidae. Gene Ontology annotation, cellular component: plasma membrane. The transcript has a single exon. The record is from RefSeq and is a predicted model, not a curated record. Gene Ontology annotation, biological process: carbohydrate metabolic process; peptide modification. Bases 1 to 1389 code for a protein of 462 amino acids.
AUGAUGGAGGGGAAUAACAGAUACAUUUCGAAGGGGUACUUGGAAGAGUUUGAAGAAAAUGACAACAAUGUCGUUUUGAUAAAAAAGAAAAUAAAUGAGUACUCUUCGAAAUUAAAUAAUGAAUUAAAAGAACAUAGAAGUCAGUCUAUAUAUUGCGGAAUAGGAGGAAUAUUAUAUAUGGACCUUUUAUUAUAUGAGUGUAAUGAAAAUAUUACAUAUUUAGAGUUGGGUUAUAAUAUAAUAAAAAGUAUACAUAAAUAUAAGGGGAAAAAUGCCAUAUCAUUUCUUGAAGGAGAUAUAGGUAUAUAUAGUUUGUCAAGUGUAGUACAUUACUAUUUAGAAAAUGAAACAAGUGUUAACAAUAAUAUAGAGUUAUUAGUUAAUCAUAUGAUAGACAAUAAGGAAGAGUUAACAUCAGUUAAUAGUGAAUGUGAAUUGUUGUAUGGGAAAUGUGGAUAUAUAUAUUCUUUUUUAUUUUGUAAAAAUAUAUGGAUGAAUUCUAAAUAUAAAAAUACGAUAUUAAUAAAUUUAUAUAGAAUUAUGAAUUCUAUAUUUGAUUAUGGCUUAUUAAAUGGCAAUACUAUGUUUCCUAUUACUUCUCUUAGUUUGUAUUUCGAAUGGCAUGAACAAAUAUAUUUAGGAGCUGCACAUGGGUAUGCUGGAAUAUUUUUUGUAUUAUUUAAACUAAUUUUAUUUUUUAGUAAUAAUUUGAAAGAUUUAUGUACAGCCAUAAUAAUACAGCAGAAUGACAAAAAAAAAUAUAUAUAUAACAAUAUAGAUGAAAAUGAAUUUGAGAAUAGUAAAAAUCAUGUGGUGGAAAAAUUAAAUGAAUAUAUACAAUUGAUAUAUAAAGUAACUGACGAAAUACUUACCCAUUAUAUAUCAAAAGAGUAUAAUAUUUAUUCAUCCAUAAAAAAGGAUAAGAACAAAAAAAAAAACGAUACGUUAAUUCAGUGGUGUCAUGGAAAUGUAGGUUUUAUAAUUCUACUAAUUGAAUUGCUAAAAUAUAAUUAUGUACCAACUUUUUUUUGUAAUAAAUAUAAUAAACAAUUUAUUGAAAGAAUGGGUUUACUCCUUUGGGAGCGUGGAUUAUUAUAUAAAGGAUUUGGGUUAUGUCAUGGCAUAUCAGGAAAUGGCAUGAUUUUUCUUUACCUAUAUAAUUAUACAAAUGAUAAGCACUGGUAUAUUAAAGCCUUAAAAUAUGCUCUUUUUUCAAUAAAAUAUUUUGACAAAUUUUAUACUGUACCCGAUAGACCUGAUUCUCUAUUUGAGGGAUAUGCAGCUUUGGUGGUUUUCCUCAUUUUCCUUUUGAAACCCCAUUUAACGUAUUUUCCAGGGUAUGACAUUCCCUCGGAUUUUCCUUCCCCCAAGGGCGUAAGCAGCCGUUGA